UAGUGACGGUAACAAUGAUACCGAACAUGAUGUACGUGCUGACGGACAUCUACCGGUACUUCAUGGCGGGGGACAUACUCAACCUGACGCGACACACCACCAUCGCGGGACCCUACUAUGGAGGAACACUCAAGGCGUUGGCCACAUGCUACACCGCUAAAGAAGCAAACGAGCUGAUCGAAGAAUUGUCUCGAGAUUACGCUCUUUACAAUCGACUACCGCAAUCCUACCAAGACAUCGUACAAAAGUGGAUAGAUAACUCCAAGAAGUACUGCGAACAGAUCUGGAUAGUGGUCGUUCUGUUCGCGAUUAUGACGUAUCCACUCGUCAACUUGUUUUUAAACAUAAAAGCCUCGUUUAUAGACGAGAAUCCCCAGCGGUUUAUGAUACAUGAAGUGAACAUACUCUUCGUGGAACGCGAAAACCAAUUCGAGUCUCCGGUUUUCGAGAUGUACUACAUCUACUGUUUGUACACGGCGGGGUGGUUCAUCCUGUUUUACGCCGGUUACGACUCGCUAUUCGGAAUUCUGGUGGACCACGCGUGUCUUAAGAUAACGGUCUACUGCAAGAGAUUCGAGGACGCGAUAAAGAUAAGAGACGAACGGUCGCGGAUACAGAAAGUUACGGAUGUCAUUAAGGAGCAAAAGAGGUUGUUUCAGUAUUUGGAGCUUCUACAAUCGAACUACAACAUCUACCUGGGCACCAUGUUGUUUGCCGCGCUACUCCAGAUCGGCACUUGUUUGUAUCACGUUUCUGAGAGCGAAGAUCUGGAUUUGCCGUUUUUAUCCAUCGCUUUGGGAUCCAUCUGUUGCGUCUACAUCCCCUGUUUCUACUCCUCUAAAUUAAAACAUGUGAGUCUAGAAUCUGCCACGUCCUUCUACUCUUCUGGGUGGGAAAACGUUAACUGCGCCAAAACAAGGAAGAUAUUGCUGUUCAUGAUCGCAAGGGCACAAGUGCCAUUACAGAUACUGGGAUUUAAUUUUAUACUGUACGAUAUGAAUCUGUUUGUUUCCAUAUUGCGGUCGGCGUAUUCUAUUUAUGCACUCCUAUGUUCUUAAAUUCAUAAUAUGUCACAACAAUAUUGCUCGCUCG
Molecule: messenger RNA, 1092 nt
Organism: Aricia agestis (brown argus)
Lineage: Eukaryota; Metazoa; Arthropoda; Insecta; Lepidoptera; Lycaenidae
Product: odorant receptor 49b-like
Exons: 7
Coding region: 15-1058 (347 amino acids)
Biological process (GO): sensory perception of smell; detection of chemical stimulus involved in sensory perception of smell
Cellular component (GO): plasma membrane
Molecular function (GO): olfactory receptor activity; odorant binding
Source: RefSeq, a predicted model, not a curated record